AUGCCUUACUCCUUCUACCAUGGCCGCACGGGUAUUGUCUUCAACGUGAACAGGAAUGCCUUGGGUGUUGAGAUCACCAAGAUUGUGGGCAAUCGCCAGCUGCGCAAGCGUAUCCAUGUGCGCAUUGAGCACGUGCGCAAGUCCCGGUGCAACGAGGCAACUGGACUUCAGUUGAAUCAAUUACACAUGUGCAGACAACAAUCUAGAAGAUAUGAUUGA
Molecule: messenger RNA, 219 nt
Organism: Durusdinium trenchii
Lineage: Eukaryota; Dinophyceae; Suessiales; Symbiodiniaceae
Source: the annotation of a GenBank genome assembly